AGCCGAUCCCGAGGGAGGAGCAGAGCGUUGCCUGGAGACAUCGUUCAGCCUUUCCCCACCCUCGUCUCCUUCCCCAGACUUUCAUCUGGGCAAGGCUGGAAACUUCUCCCUGAGCAAACACACAGAGGAUUCACCCCAAGAGACAGGUUGAUCCUGCAGAGAUGGAUCCAACCCCCGAUCUGUAUGGGACCCCUGGGGACAAGCUGGACCACUUCCUGGAGCACAGCCUUCAGCCCCAGAGGGACUGGAAAGAGGAAGGGCAGGACGCCUGGGAGAGAAUCGAGGGGUUCCUUCGGGACCAAUGCUUCCGUGAUGAGCUGUUUCUGGACCAAGAAGUCAAGGUGCUUAAGGUGGUGAAGGGAGGCUCCUCAGGAAAGGGGACAAUGCUGAACCACAGAUCUGACCAGGACAUAGUUCUGUUCCUGAGCUGCUUCUCCAGUUUCCAACAUCAGGCGAGACACCGAGAAUUCAUCAUCGACUUCAUUGAGGACAAGCUCCUUCACUGCAGGAGGAGCCUGGCGUACAACAUCACUGUGGUUAAACACAGAGAGGGGAAUCGGACCCCUCGCUCCCUGACCUUAAAUGUCCAGCCCAGGAAGAGUGACUGCAUUAUUCGGAUGGACGUUCUCCCGGCUUAUGACGCUUUGGGACCCUUUUCCCGAGACAUGAAGCCAGCACCGGAAAUCUAUGAAAAUCUAAUAAAGAGUCAAGGCUACCCUGGAGAGUUCUCUCCAAGCUUCACAGAGCUGCAGAGGCAUUUUGUGAAAAGCCGCCCAGUGAAACUGAAGAACCUCCUUCGGCUGGUGAAGUUCUGGUACCUGCAGUACCUGAGAAGUAAAUAUAGAAGAGCAGCAUUACCCCCAAAAUAUUCGCUGGAGCUUCUCACCAUCUACGCCUGGGAAACGGGUACAGAGAGCAGUGAAAACUUCAAUUUGGAUGAAGGGUUUGUAGCCGUGAUGGAGCUCCUCAGAGACUACCAAGACAUCUGCGUAUACUGGACCAAGUACUACAAUUUCCAAAACGAGGUCGUGGGAAACUUUCUCAAACAACAGCUGAAAAGGGACCGGCCCAUCAUCCUAGACCCCGCGGACCCCACCAACAACUUAGGAAGUAAAAGCGGCUGGGACCUGGUGGCCAAAGAAGCUUCUAUCUGCCUGCAACAGGCCUGUUGCUGGACUGAAGACCACAGCGGGGGCUGGGAUGUACCGCGAGCAAGGGACGUUCAGGUGAUGGUGAAACAGACGGGAAGAGAAACAUGGAGCCUCUGGGCAGACCCCUACAGCCCCAUCAGGAAGAUGAAGGCAGAGAUCAAGAGAAAAAACGACAUCUUCGGGGAUCUACGCAUCUCCUUCCAGGAGCCUCAAGGAGAUAGGCAACUGCUCAGUAGCCAGAAGACCCUAUCAGAAUACGGAAUAUUCUCUAAGGUGACCGUCCGGGUGCUGGAGACCUUUCCUCCUGAGAUGCAGGUCUUUGUGAAGGAUUCCAGUGGCCAGAGCAAGCCUUACGCCAUUGACCCUGAUGCUACCAUCUAUGACCUGAAGAUGAAAAUUGAAGCUGCUGUAGGGCUUUAUACAGAGGAUCAGGUACUGAUGUUGGAGGAUGAGGAGCUGGAAGAUAAUUACAGCCUUGCAGAGCUACAGAUCAGAGACUGUGACACCAUCCAGCUCAGAAGGGUGAGCUAGUCCGAGUCCAGCUGUGCAUGGUGUCAACACCUGUGGUCUUAUGCCUCCCCACCUCAUCCUUUUACCCAGGUGUUGUGUUCUUUCUGUAGCCUAAAUAUCAACAUAUCCUUCUCUUGCUUAAAACCCUCCUGUGUUUCCCCAUACAUACAGAAUGAAGUUCAAGUCUCUUUGCUUAAUAGCCAGUCUUUAAUAUCAUCAAGCUGAGCCCUUGUAGCUAGAGUUUUCCUGCCUGGCCCACAGUCAGGACAAGUCUCUCUCACCUGCCAGUCCCACAGCCGCUCAGACCCGACCAAGUAAACACAGAGACUUAUAUUGGUUACAAACUGUAUGGCCGUGGCAGGCUUCUUGCUAACUGUUCUUACAGCUUAAAUUAAUCCAUUUCUAUAAAUCUAUACCUUGCCACAUGGCUCGUUGCUUACCGGCAUCUUCACAUGCUGUUUCUCAUCGUGGCGGCUGGCAGUGUCUCUCUGACUCAGCCUUCUACUUCCCACCUUUAUUCUCCUCCUUGUCCCACCUACACUUCCUGCCUAGCCACUGGCCAAUCAGUGAUUUAUUUACUAACCAAACAGCAACACACUUGACAUACAGACCAUCCCACAGCAAGCCCUACUUCCUUCUCCUUCCCGACUCAAAACACACGGGUCUCCUGAAUACUCAAAACUCACACCGAUGCUGAGUCACGCCUCCAUCACUUUGAGUCAGCUAUCCUUUCUCCCUGACCCAUGUUUUCAUCUUUCAAGAUUCAGACUUGUAAGUCACUGAAUCUCAAAGUACAGACCUCAGAUUGACAGACUUGCCGUCACUCCAGGAGCCCGUUAGAAAGGAAUAUUAAUCCGAGCCAGAUAAUCCACUGAGAAUCAGUAUUCAGUGUCAUAACAAACCCUCCAAGUUAUUCUGAUGCACGCUCAAGUUUGAAAACGACUACUAUACAGCCCAUGCAGCUGUCCAAGUCAUCUUAUGCUCAUAUUCUCUCUCUUCGUCCACAGUAGACUUCUGUGAAAGGAAGUGGGAUAUUAAUCA
Molecule: messenger RNA, 2702 nt
Organism: Peromyscus eremicus (cactus mouse)
Lineage: Eukaryota; Metazoa; Chordata; Mammalia; Rodentia; Cricetidae
Product: 2'-5'-oligoadenylate synthase-like protein 2
Exons: 6
Coding region: 162-1682 (506 amino acids)
Biological process (GO): defense response to virus; negative regulation of viral genome replication; regulation of ribonuclease activity
Cellular component (GO): nucleoplasm; cytosol; membrane
Molecular function (GO): 2'-5'-oligoadenylate synthetase activity; double-stranded RNA binding; protein binding
Source: RefSeq, a predicted model, not a curated record